Melopsittacus undulatus (budgerigar) is the source of this 1716-nucleotide messenger RNA. RefSeq names its product microtubule associated protein 9 (gene MAP9). Gene Ontology annotation, molecular function: microtubule binding. The record is from RefSeq and is a predicted model, not a curated record. Bases 1 to 1695 code for a protein of 564 amino acids. Gene Ontology annotation, cellular component: astral microtubule. Gene Ontology annotation, biological process: mitotic cytokinesis; regulation of mitotic cytokinesis; mitotic spindle assembly. Lineage: Eukaryota; Metazoa; Chordata; Aves; Psittaciformes; Psittaculidae. The transcript is spliced from 11 exons.
AUGUCGAGGGCAGGAAGCGGGCGGAGGGCGGCCCGCCGCGGCGCGGUGCAGGAUGAGCUACAAAAGGCAAUUACUGUGCAUGCAGCAAGAGAGCAAGCCACUGAAUACUCAGAUGACUUUGAGAGUGACAAAGAUAACAUGAUAAAUGGUGCUGGGGAAGAACUUAAUGAAAGUUAUUCAAGUGAUGAAAGCACUAAGAAAUCAGUUGCUGUUGAGAGUCCUCUCUCAGAUGAUGAUGCUUCACAAAAAGCAGCAGAUUUGGAAAAUGAAGCUGUUGAUGACUUGUCUUUAUCCUUUCAUGAAAAGAAGCUUCAGCAAAUAACACUUUUAGAAAGUGAAAACAUAAAGGAUGACAGAAAAGAUGGUGAAGAAGGAUGUCUGAAAAGUCAAAAUGGGGGUGAUGACAGAAAAAAUAAUGAAGAAUGUUCAUCUGCUGAAGAAGUACAGCAUGAUAAUAAUGAAAGUGACCACUGCAAUGACUUGCCUAUUCUUAAACUACAAAAGAAAAGAAAUCAGGAGAAAAAAAUACCAAUACCAAAGCCACGGGUGCACAAACCAAGAAAUGCCUCAGCAUCAGAUCAAGAUCAGAUCAACACCAGUGACUUGAAACUGGAGGACAGUAAUAGAAAAUCCUCUGCUGUGAUAGAAGCAAUGGUGAAUGCAGUAGAUGAGGAAACAAAGAAAGUAGAGAAGUCAGCAGAAGAUAAUUCAGAUGAAAUGGUGAAAACAGUGGAAGGGCAAGUAAUAACUGAUACAAUACAGGAGGUAUCGGUAAAUGAUCAAUCUGAGCAUCUGGAGGCAAAGAACACUUCAGAGGACUGUAUCAAGAAACUAAGUGAAACAAAAGAGACUGUUCUACAAGUCAGGAAAGCUUCUUUAUCUGACAGGUCUCUGUUUUCUGCACACUUAAAGAAAAAAGUGAAAGCUGUUCCAUCAGCUACACCUGUUUCAUCUCAGUAUAUGGGAACAUUAAAGGUGUUGGAGGAUAAAGACGUGCAGAAGAACAGUACAGAAUUUAACAAAGCAGAUAGUUUACGAGCAGCUGUUUUCCAGAAUUGGUUGGAAAUGAAAAAGCACUACCUACGGGAAUCAAAGAGGAUUGAAAAGGAGAAAGCUGAAAAUCUAAGGAACAAUAUUGAACAGAAAGAAGCUGUUAAAAGAGAGGAAGCAAUUGCAUCUUUUGAAGCAUGGAAAAGAAAGAAAGUAAGAGAAGCAAAGGAGUUAAGGGCAAAAAAGAAGCUUGAGGAACGUAAGAAAAGUGAAGCAGCAGAACAGAAUAAGGAUAAAAGUGAAGCAGCACAGAAGGCAUUUGAAAAAUGGAAAGAAAAAAAAAUGGAAUAUUUAAGAGAGCAAAGCAGAAAGGAAAAACAGUCUGAAUCAAGAAAGAAGAAGAAAGAAGAGGAACUGAUUGCAGAGAAGAAGAGAGACAGCAUGUCAGCAGUUGAAAAAUGGAAUGAAAAAAAGGAAGAAUAUAUAAAACAGAAGAAAGCAGAAAAAAUCCAAGAGAGAAGAAAGCAGGAAAUUCAACAGGCAAAGAAGGAAGAAAAAAACAAAAAGGCUGUGGAGGAAUACGAAAAAUGGCUGGAAAAGGUAGAGAUGAGAGAGCAGCUUGCGAAGAAGCAAAAGAAGUUGCAGACUGUUCAUGGGUACGAAGUGCUUUCUCCCUGGAAUCCACCUGGCAAAGUCACAUAUUAAAAGAACUACUGAGCUGUCUAU